AUGAACAGCAGCGAACUUUCUCAGCAACUUAAUGAUACACCAAAUAAAGCACAGCAUAUUAUUUUUGAAUAUCCAGAGUCUUUGAAACCUUACCGACCUACUUUAAACUCGUGGUUUGCCUCUCUAUUUGCUGUUGCUUUUGGUUUCCCAUUAGACUCAGUUAAAACUAGACUGCAAACUUAUAAGUAUAACGGAAACUGGCACUGUAUUGUUGAUACUUAUAAGAAUGAAGGAAUUCUCGGAUUUUAUCGAGGUCUAAUGGCGCCAUUGAUUUCUUCUUCUCUUAUGAGAUCCUGGUCAAUGUCAAUGUUUACUUACUCUAAACCAUAUACCCACUCUUUUUGGUCAGCGUUGUAUGAUCCACCCCCACUUAUCGAAUAUCAAGCUAAGACUUAUGAGAAACUACAGCCCUCGGAUGAGAAAACCACGCAACCAUUUUCAGGCUCUAAAAUAGGGUAUAUCCUUAGACAAUACCCGGUUUCUUUUUGUUCCGGCAUGAUUGCAGGUAUCAGUACAUCUUUUAUCGCUAGUCCUUUUGAGCUCACAAAAUUGGGGUCUCAAAUUGAAUUAGUCAUAAGACGACGAGCGCUUGAGCUAGAGGUCGUAAGAGUCUCUGGCCAAACUCAUGUUUCUCCGACUGCUGCUGCAUCAAAAGUUUUUCCAAAUGGUAUGAAGCCUGAAGAAUUAGUCAAACCUUCGGGAACUUUUAGCAUUGCUCGAAAACUGAUUAAAAACAAUGGGUGGCUCAGCUUAUACUCAGGCUACAGAUAUAUGUUUGUUCGAGAUGCUAUUGGCUCCGGUGUUUAUUUUGGAGUUUAUGACUCUAUUCGGACAGCUGUUUCGUUAGUUCUAUUUAAUACACCAGAACCACAUCCAGUUUCUGUUGCAAUAGCUGGUGGUCUUUCUGGUGCUUGUUCUUGGGUUAUUGUUUACCCCCUUGAUACUAUUAAAUCAAGAUAUCAACGUGAUGUAAUGACUUACGUAUUUUUAAAGACUGCACCUAUGGAAGGAGGCGCCAACUUGAACCAACCUGCUUUCCCCCAGCGCCCGAAAAUAGAACUUUCUGCCUUGUUUAAUAAAGCAAUGUACCGUGGUCUGGGGAUUUCUCUAGUUCGAACUAGUAUUUUGGGAAUGACAAUGUUUUCCUGUUACGAAAAACUUAUGAAAAUCACCGCCUAA
Molecule: messenger RNA, 1179 nt
Organism: Magnusiomyces paraingens
Lineage: Eukaryota; Fungi; Ascomycota; Dipodascomycetes; Dipodascales; Dipodascaceae
Exons: 3
Coding region: 1-1179 (392 amino acids)
Biological process (GO): transport
Molecular function (GO): transmembrane transporter activity
Source: RefSeq, a predicted model, not a curated record